CCCAAGUCUCAGGUGUGACCCUGGCCAGUCCUAUCCAGCUCUGGGUGUUCAGCUCGAUUCACCCUUUUCUGUCCAGCCUUGAAUGCUGGGGCUUCUGUUGUACUGAGAGCCAAGACUUUGCAUAGGCCCAGCAUUUGGAGGGAGUCAAGAGUCCUCAACGCCUAGAUUUCAACUGAGAAGCCUUGGGACUGAGAGCUGAGUGAUUCGGAUAAAACCAGCAUUUGGAGGUGACCCCGGACAGGUUCUCAACAUCUGAAUUGUGGAAAAGAGACAUUUGAAGCCCUCCCAGAGUCUGUACAGGCUCUGCAAUUGAUUCAGGACAGUGUGACCACCUCGCUUUCCAAGUCCACCACCUCAUCCACACCUCAUCUUCUAGCCAGGAGACAAGGUGUGGAUCAAGAGACCCUGAGCUGAGAUACCUGGACGCCGCUGGAAGGGACCACACCUCAUCAUCCUGAUCAUCUCCACGGCUGUCACGGCAGAUAACAUCCAGUGUCCACACCUGGAUACAUCGCUCUCAGGUCAAGCGUGACACUGGGAACAACGACCCAGCUAAAGAAAAGUGGACUGUCAUCAAGACCUGUGAAGAUCCACAAAAGACAAGAGAGACAUGGGUUUUAACUUAAUGGUGUUGUUUUGUCUGGCUAUAUCUCCUUCUGUUCUUUCCUGGAACCCAAGUUGGAAGCGCCCACCUCCCCGGGUUCCUAUACCAACCAAACCAACCCCUAGGGCAUGGAAGUUCCAUGUAAUUGCUUUGGAAAACCGCAACAAGACCAUAGCCUCUACCUUCUGUCCAGUCACAGGAUGUGCAAGUACUAUCAGCCUCACCUUUGAUAUAAGGGACACCUGCCAAGGGAAAUGUAUAAACGACUUCUACAAUGCUAUGACCUCUCCCAUAUAUGUCUGCUUUGUAUAUGAGCAGACUCGCUCAGACUGUCAGGACCCAAAUUACGGAGGAUGUCCACACUGGGGCUGCAAAUAUCAUAGUACCUGGCCCAGAUGGGGCGGAGAAAACCCUUCCAGACUCAACUCAGUUGAUUGGCAUACGAAGGUCACCUACUCCAUCCCUGACCCCUGGAAUGACAGAUGGAGGAGAGGGGUCGUGGGUUUUGUCUAUAGACAUAAUGAGAAGGAUACAGCUUAUGAUGGGAGAACUAAGAUACUCAUCUUUAGAGCUUUAGCCAAGUUCACGCCUUAAAAUUUCAUUAUUUGAAUGCCAUAACCAAACCUAGCUACUGUACCUGCCCUGGCCCUGUAGCUGGGGCUCACCGACUGACAUCACUUCUUGCCACAACCACCUUUCUCUCUCCUUCCACUAACCCAACCCCUCUGGCCUCCUUUAAAUCCCUAGUGGCCAUGUUAACACCAUAUACUUGCUCAUGAAUGUAACUUACCCAAAUGUUAUGUCUAAUUGCUGGCUCUGUAUCCCCCAAAACCCCACAACUAUGUAGGACUCACUAUCUAUCAGAGCCCCAUUUCACCCACUCCCUUUGCUAACUGUCCAUGGUUGUCUUUCCACUUGACCAUCGAAUUUAUUAACCUAGACCAAAUUCAAGGUGAGCGGGACCGGUUUUACUCAAAGAGCUAUAAUAUGUCCAAAUCCCCCUUUGAGAAUAAAUGCAGAUUCACCGUAAAUAUUUCUCAGCUCCUAGCAGCCACAUUGCCAGUGUUCCUUCCUUCACCGCCUGGCAGAAACUGUUUAGCUGUUUUGGACUGAUGGAUUAUACCCAUGUUUGUCUAUCUGGCAUAUGUAGCAAGCCCCCAAACUCUGUAUCUUGGUAUCCCUGUUCGUCCAGUGUAUAUUUAGGAUGGUCCAGCAGGGAGAGAGCACUUAUAUUCACAGAGUCUUCCAGUCCCCGGGUGCAGGAAAAACAACUUGCAAUUCCCCUCCUCAUCCCUCUCAAUAAAGCUUAGGCUCAGCUACAGUAGAAGCUGCAUUUGGUGCCACAGGAACAGCGAAGGCUGGCAUUGACCUAAAAAACAUAGGAUGUCAAAUAACCUAAGAUCUAUCCUUAUUAGAAAAAUAUCUAUCGCCAAGCUAGAAAAACAGCUGAGGUGUUUCUACAGCAUAGAGCAAGGAGGUUAUUGUAUGGCUGUAGGGGAGAAAUGUUGUUCCUAUACAAACCAUUUGGGAAUUAUUAGAGAUAAAUUGGCUGUGCUCCAGAAAAACCUUGCUAAAAGGGAGAAGGCCCUAAACCAGGGAGACAAAUGAUUCCCGUUCUCAUUCUUAGGUUUCUCCUUAGGAACCCUGCUAACAGCUGUUAUAGGGUCCUCAGCUCCAUGCUCCUGAUGAAGCCAGUCAGCCCCUGCAACAUCAGUGUCUGAGCCAGAUACAUAAACUCACACUUGGGUGCCACUAUACUAAUGGCUUUUAGGUCCCAGUAUGAACAGGUGCCCACCACAGAGUCAAGGCUUUGACCUAGGACACACCUCAUAGGGAGAAGUGAUGAUCUACAUUGUGUGUAAAACUCAGAACCUGCCGGGCACCUGCUCCAGUCUGUAAACUUUGUAAACUGUGUCCUGCCAGCUAGCUGUCCAAGAUGAAUGACUUCUUGGAAUAUUUGGGCUAGUCUUAAAAACUGCCUUGCCUCGUUUUGUCAAAAUGUUUAACUGCCUCUACUUUUCUUACAAGAUAACAAGUCACGAGAUAAAUGGCUGCUUCUGCUUCUGUAUAAAAUGCUUGCUCGCUCAAGCUGAGGCAUCUGCAGGACGUCUGUUACAAAAGCUAAGCUCUGCCUGCAUGUAGGCAGGAUAUGUGUUAACUCGACCCCAAAACUGUAACCUUGUGGUUUUUGCCUUUAUAAACCCUACAUUAACAACUGCUGGGGGCACACUUUGAGAGUCUGGAAUCUUGGGUGUAACCCUGGCCAGUGACUAAUAAAGCCUC
Molecule: messenger RNA, 2887 nt
Organism: Alexandromys fortis (reed vole)
Lineage: Eukaryota; Metazoa; Chordata; Mammalia; Rodentia; Cricetidae
Product: putative endogenous retrovirus group FC1 Env polyprotein
Exons: 2
Coding region: 611-1198 (195 amino acids)
Source: RefSeq, a predicted model, not a curated record